UAAAUCAAAAAUCAUAAAUUCCCAGUAAAUGCGUUAAUUAUCCAUCUUCCUCUUCUCUCUGUAAUCGUUUCCAGCACACCCACCAAGAACACGCACAAAACACACACACACACACAGAAAUAAAUAAUUAAUUUUGUAUUUUCUCUCUCUAGAAAAUGUUGUCGAGAUCUUACUUCAAUCUGUUGAACCUCGACGACUGCACGACUGACCGGACACGUAUACCGAGGGUUAUUUCCAUGCCGGGAAUCAUACCGGAUUACGACACCGCCGGCGGCGGCGGCGGCGGAACGGCGGAAUCCGAUUCCUCUUCUUCUUCUUCUCCACGCGCCGCCGCCCAAGAAAGGAGAGUAAUCGUGGCGAACCAGUUGCCAUUAAAGGCGACCCGUUCCGAAGAUUCGUCGUGGUCGUUCGAUUGGGACAAAGAAGCCCUAGUUCUGCAAUUAAGAGACGGGUUUCCCUCCGACGCCGACGUCAUCUACGUCGGCUGUCUGCCGGCGGAGAUCCCCCCGUCGGAGCAGGACGAGGUGGCGCAGCUCCUCCUCGAGAAAUUCAAAUGCGUCCCGACUUUUCUGCCGACCGAUCUGCUCAACAAAUUCUACCACGGAUUCUGCAAGCACUACCUCUGGCCCCUGUUCCACUACAUGCUCCCGUUAACCCCCAACCACGGCGUCCGCUUCGACAAGGCCACGUGGCAGGCUUACGUGUCGGCGAACAAGAUCUUCGCCGACAAGGUGAUGGAGGUGAUAAACCCCGACGAGGAUUUCGUGUGGGUGCACGACUACCACCUCAUGAUUCUCCCCACUUUCUUGAGAAAAAGAUACCACAGGGUUAAGCUAGGGUUCUUCCUCCACAGUCUAUUUCCCUCGUCGGAAAUUUAUCGGACUUUGCCGGUGAGAGAGGAGAUUUUAAGGGCGCUGUUGAAUUGCGAUUUGAUCGGAUUCCAAACGUUCGAUUACGCCCGGCAUUUCUUGUCUUGCUGUAGUAGGAUGCUGGGAUUGGAGUAUCAAUCAAAGAGGGGUUACAUUGGGUUGGAUUACUACGGUCGAACCGUCGGUAUUAAGAUCCUGCCUGUCGGAAUCCAUAUGGGUCAAAUCCGAUCGGUUAUGUCUUCGUCGGAGACCGCUAAUAAGGUUCGAGAAUUGAGGAGGAAAUAUGAUGGGAGAACUGUUUUGUUGGGUGUGGAUGAUAUGGAUAUGUUUAAAGGUAUAAGCUUGAAGUUCAUGGCGUUUGGUAUUUUACUCGAUGAGAAUCCGACUUACCGUGGGAAAGUUGUUCUGGUUCAGAUAAUGAACCCGCCGAGAAGCAGUGGUAAAGAUAUUCAGGAGGUCGAAAGCGAGAUCAAUCGAGUUGCGAAUGAAAUCAAUCGGAAACACGGCAAACCGGAUUACCUGCCAAUUGUUUGUGUGAAUGCCCCAAUGAGUUUCCGAGAAAAAGUCGCCUACUUUGCGAUUUCGGAAUGCGUUGUGGUGAAUGCCGUUCGAGAUGGGAUGAACUUAAUCCCUUACAAGUACACCGUAUCCAGACAAGGCAGCCCUGAACUGGAUGAGGCGCUCGGAUUCGAAAAAAACUCGGGCCCACCGAAGAAAAGUGUGAUUAUUGUCUCGGAGUUUAUCGGUUGUUCACCUUCGUUAAGCGGGGCGAUUAGGGUUAACCCGUGGGAUAUUAACAGCGUGGCAGAUGCAAUGGUAUCUGGUAUAACAAUGUCGGAUUCCGAAAAGGAAUUGAGGCACGAUAAGCACUACAAGUACAUUGCGUCGCACGAUGUUGCCUAUUGGGCAAAGAGCUUCGAUCAAGAUCUCGAAAGAGCUUGUGGAGAGCACUACAGCAAGAGGUGUUGGGGUAUUGGGUUCGGGCUUAACUCGAGGGUCGUUGCUUUGGGCCCGAAUUUUAGGAAGCUCUCGGUGGAGCACAUUGUGUCUGCUUAUAAAGAGACGCGUAGUAGGCUUAUACUUCUUGAUUACGACGGGACUAUGAUGCCCCCGGAUUUAGUGGAUAAAUCCCCGAGCGGUGAAGUUAUUUCUCUCUUGAAUAGUUUAUGCAACGACCCAAAGAAUGUGGUGUUCAUUGUUAGUGGGAGAGGGAAAGAUUCGCUCGGGAAAUGGUUCUCGCAGUGCGAAAAACUCGGUCUUUCGGCCGAACAUGGUUACUUCACUAGGUGGAGUGGGAAUUCGGAGUGGGAAUCUUGUGGGCUAGCAGUGGAUUUGGAUUGGAAGAAAAUAGUUUUGCCCGUUAUGGAGCAUUACACCGAAGCAACCGAUGGUUCGUCUAUUGAGCACAAGGAGAGUGCUUUGGUUUGGCAUCAUCAAGAAGCCGAUCUUGAUUUUGGGUCGUGGCAAGCGAAGGAGCUUCUAGAUCACUUGGAGAGUGUGCUUGCUAAUGAUCCUGUUGUGGUGAAAAACGGGCAACAAAUUGUCGAGGUGAAACCACAGGGGGUGAGCAAAGGUGGGGUAGUGAAGAAAAUAAUGGAGACAAUGAGGAACACAGGAAAGGGGGCAGAUUUUGUUUUGUGCAUAGGAGACGACAGAUCAGACGAAGAAAUGUUCGAGGCAAUUGCCAGCUCAGUUGCCGACCGGUCGUUACCCGAAACUGCAGAGGUUUUUGCAUGCACAGUAGGACAGAAACCUAGUAUGGCGAAAUAUUACCUCGACGACACAUUUGAAGUCAUCAAAAUGCUUCAAGGGAUUUCGUCUGCAUCUUCGGCACAACACCUAAUUCCAAAGGAGCCUCGAAAUCGGGUCUCGUUUGAAGGGUCGGUUUGAACAGGUUCUAGAGAGAGAAAGGCAGGGGGCUUUGUACAGAAAGAUACAUCACAUAAUUAAUUACUACUCAGGUUAUCUCUAAUGUGAUAUAAUAUAACAGUUUUUUUUUCUUUUUGUCCAUAGUUGGUUUAUGAUGAUGAUGAUGAUGAUGAUAUAUCAAGAAUAGGUGUUCUUGUUUGUUCUACAAUUUAUACAGACCCUUUUCUUGUUUAGUUAUAUACAUUUUUUUUGGUUUUAA
Messenger RNA from Erythranthe guttata (spotted monkey flower), 2997 nucleotides. It is a transcript of the gene TPS11, whose product is annotated as trehalose phosphatase/synthase 11. Gene Ontology annotation, cellular component: cytosol. Gene Ontology annotation, molecular function: trehalose-phosphatase activity. NCBI's taxonomy places the organism in Eukaryota, Viridiplantae, Streptophyta, Magnoliopsida, Lamiales, Phrymaceae. The record is from RefSeq and is a predicted model, not a curated record. Gene Ontology annotation, biological process: trehalose biosynthetic process.